AAAGGGAAAACAGAAGCCGGAGACGCCAUUGCUUUCUAGAGAGAAGAGGAAGAGGGAGAAGGAGAGAAGAGAACUCUCCACAGUGAGGAAACUCCCUUCCUUCCCUUUUUACCCACUGAGGCCGGAAUAUCAAAAUCCCGACGAUAUCCAAAUUCCUUUCUUGCCCACAAAUUUUCGUGCCCUAAUUAACCCUAAUUCGCCCGCACAUUACAUACCGUUGAUCAGUUCGGCAAUCGGAACACUCCCGGGGUGCUAUGAUUCUGCUGCAAUCACGGCGUCUUCACCGAUGAAGAAGCCCCAAGAUCGUGGGAGCCGGAGCUGAGCGGCAGUAGCAUGCAUGUGAUCGGAAUCACGCUGGAUCUGAGAUGGUUCUUGCAGUUCAUCUUCACUGCGUUCGUGAUUUCCUUCGGCCUGCUUCACCUUGUCAAGAACACCGCUUCUAAGUACUUCGAAGUCGACGCCAAUUUCGAGGCCACCGGCGGCGGAGGACGUGGUUUCGGUAAAGCCAUGCCCGGCACUCGCAUCGAUCCCAUUUGCGCCGUUUGCGGCAACGACGGCCCCAAGGUCUGCUCCCGCUGCAAGGACGUCAGAUACUGCUCUCCAAAAUGCCAAGCGGCCCACUGGAAAAGUCAUAAAUUGAAAUGUAAGGAUUUUCAACAAGCUUCUAAGGCAAACUCUGGAGACAUUCCUCUGGUUAUUGAGAAUGGGACAUCGAAGCCUCUCAAGCAAAUUAAAAGGGUUCUCUUCCCUUAUGAUGAAUUUGUUGAUCUUUACAACUGGGAAAGGCCGGGAUAUCCUCCUUGUGGGCUCAUAAACUGUGGAAACAGUUGCUUUGUCAAUGUGGUUCUUCAGUGUCUUGCAUCUACACGGCCGCUUGUUGCCUAUCUGUUGAAGAGAGGUCAUAGAAGAGAAUGCAGACGAAAUGAUUGGUGCUUUCUGUGUGAAUUGCAAACCCAUCUUGAGAGGGCGACCAAUAAUCUUAAUCCUUUUUCACCAGUCAAUAUUCUUUCUCGGCUUCCUAAUAUUGGCGGUAAUCUAGGCUAUGGAAGGCAGGAGGAUGCUCAUGAAUGCAUGAGGUUUGCCAUUGACACUAUGCAGUCAGUGUGCCUUGAUGAAUUUGGUGGUGAAAAGGCUGUUCAUCCCAGCUCACAGGAAACAACUCUGAUUCAACAUAUAUUUGGUGGUCAAUUACAAUCCCAGGUUAUAUGUGGAAAGUGCAAUAAGGUUUCAAAUCAGUAUGAGAACAUGAUGGAUUUAACUGUUGAAAUUCAUGGUGAUGCUGCAUCGUUGGAAGAAUGCCUUGAGCAAUAUACGGCUCAAGAGUGGCUUCAUGGAGACAAUAUGUAUAGAUGUGAGGGAUGCAAUGACUAUGUCAAGGCAUGGAAGCGCCUCACUGUGUGGCAUGCUCCAAACAUUCUCACAAUUGCAUUGAAACGAUUUCAGAGUGGAAGGUUUGGGAAACUCAACAAGAAAGUAAAUUUCCCCGAGACGUUAGAUCUUGGCCCUUACAUGAGUGAGGCUGGUGAUGGCACUGAUGUGUACAAGCUCUAUGCUGUCGUGGUUCAUCUGGACAUGCUAAAUGCAUCCUUUUUUGGUCACUACAUUUGUUAUACCAAGGAUUUUUCUGGGAAUUGGUACAGGAAUGACGAUUGUAAGGUUACGAGGGUUGAAGUGGAGGAAGUGCUCUCUCAGGGGGCAUACAUGCUCUUAUACAGCAGGGUUACUCCCCGCCCAUCUUGUCUGAUGUCACCUGACAUAUCUGUGGAGAGGAUUGAAAAGGAGAGUUCGGAUUCAGAACCUUGCUCUGCUAUACAAGCUGAAAAUAAUUCAGCUUCGGGGGGCUCCAAAUCUGAAGAAAUAACUGCUGGGGAAAAGACAAUGUGUCUCGAUAGUGAGGUAAUCUCUGGCUCGGUACUGCCCAAUGGCAGCUUGGAACCAUCUACCUCGGAAAACUCAGAAGCUGGUAACAGAGACCCAGAUGCUGCUGAUAGUGUUGAGCCCAGGACACCUUUGACCCUUACACGGGAGAUAUCCAUCUUGGAGAAUGAGUCAGUAUUAGUUGGAGAUGGUUCAAAUGGUCUUAGAGAAGAAAUGAUGGAGGUUGAUGUCAUUCAUGGCGAGUUAGGAUCCUCGACUCCACAGGAAAAUGGAGUCCACUGCAAUGGGAAAGCCCCUUGCCCGAACGAAUCUUCGUUCCUGAUGGAAGAAUGUGCUGAUGAACAGGUAGUUCCUCAAUGCCCUUCAAGCCCCACCAGUAAUCUGAAUCUUUCGGAGGGUCAGUAAGCAAGAAUCUGAGGCCAACUUGAUAGAGAUCCGGGCAUGAAAUUCUUUUCUCCUCUUAUUUCUCCCACUUUAUGGGGAUGUUUAUAAUUUAUCUUCCCAUCGGUAACUGAUGGCAAGAAGGGUGGGGGCGGGGGAUAUUCUUUUGAUGUAGCCGGGGUUUCAUUAUUUGCAUAAAUCUCGGAUGAUGUCUCGUCGUACUCGAUUAGUUGAAUGGAUAGCUUUACACGCCUUGAGGGAAAGAUGUUAGUUUGUUAAUGUAUUCUCAAUUAAUCGUUUCCAGAUAUAUUAAUAGGUGAUUUAACGAUGCAAUGUGAUGUGAUCCAACUUGUUUGACA
Molecule: messenger RNA, 2618 nt
Organism: Punica granatum (pomegranate)
Lineage: Eukaryota; Viridiplantae; Streptophyta; Magnoliopsida; Myrtales; Lythraceae
Source: RefSeq, a predicted model, not a curated record